AUGGGGAGGGUUUCCCCACUUGUGGCUCUGCACAGCGUGAGCGCGCGUCUGCCCUGGGGUCCCCUCCCCGCGGGGACGAGGCCGGGGUCCCCGCGCGAGCCCAGCGGACCUGGACAGUGCGGGGGUCCGGCCGCCGGCCGCAGGGGCACAGGGACCGCAGCCGCCAAAUCCGCGGGGCCGGGGGGCCGAGGAGACUUUCCUUUCCGCGUUAGCCGGGGCCACCCCCGCCAGAGGGAAAGCACCAAAGGAAAAACCAGGACAGGGACACCGGGGACGGGAGGAGCGGCCGCCUGCAGGCACCAGCGGAGGGGCGCGGGGUGCCCGGCCCCCGCCCCGCCCCGCGCGGCCCCCAGCCUCAGCCCCGACGCCCCGCCUGCGCCGCGGGCCCGAGUAGUGGGCGCGGGGCGGCCCGCUCGGCUCCUCCGCACCCGCUCCCCGCUCGGGCCGAGGCGCCGCGGCCGCGCGCCCCUCCUGGAGGAGGAGGAGGAAGGAGGCGGGAGGAGGAGUUGCCGAGAAGAGAAGGCGAGCGCGGCAGUCGCGCCGGCGCUGGGCGAGGAAGCGGAGCCGGGCCGCCUCCGGGUGAGCGUCCGGGGAGCUCGGGCGGGAGGCAGGGGCCGGGCUUCGCCGUCCGCCUCCGGCUCGUCCACGGUCCGGGGCACCGUUCGCGGGGCUGGUUUUCGCCUCGGAGCGCAGGGGGCGGAUCCGGCGCGGGUCGGGCCGGGGAGGCCGCCGGGAGCGGGGCUGCAGCGGCGGGUCUGGGUCAGCGCGAGGCCCUGCGCCGUCUCGGCGAGUGCGCGGGCGGGGGCCGGGGAACGGGGGCGGGGGCCGGGGCCGGGCCCGGGAGCGGGGACGCGGAAACCGGGGAGCCGGGGCCGGGGCGCGGCGGCCCCUAAAGGGCCGAGGCCUGCGCGGCCGCGAGCGGCUCUUCUCGACCCCUCGGCCUCUUCGGCCGCGGCGCGCCGGCCCGGGCCGCCGCCUUUGUUGCCCGCAGCUCGCCGGGGAGAGGCCGGGGCUCCGCGAGGCCUGGGCGGCGGCGCGGGGCCUGCGCGGCUCUGCGCCCCGGCCGGGUCCCCCCUCGGACCUCCGCGGGCUCGGGCUCGGGGUCGGGAUGCGGCGAGGCCGCAGGCGCGAGGGCGGGCCUGGGGCGCGGCGCUGGGACACGGGGACGCCCUCGCCCCACCGCGAGGUCGCGCCGGCGCUGGUGGAGGUGCAGGCCGGGGCUGCUCUGCGGCUGAAGGUGCCGCCGGCCGGCCGCCCACUCACCCGGGUGUAGGGACGGGACGAUUGUGGAAUUUAAACCGCUCCUGGGACCGAAACAGGCCUGAAUUUUCAGUUUCCUUCAGGAGUUGGCAACUUCAGUUCUCAUCUUGAACAACCGUCUCUGCCUUACCAGGGUUCUGCCCUAGCCUUUCUGUUCCUCAACAAUCUGAGCUGCUUCCUGCUCCGCCACCUUUGACACAGUAGAUCUGUUUGCCUACAGUGUCCUUCGGUGGCUCCUGUGGUUGGUUCAUUCUCAGACCUUAAUGCCAGUGGCACCACUUCAGAGCAUCACCACCUCAGAGCAUCACCACCUCAGAGAAGACUUCCUUGACUACCUUACAGCUCCUUCAGUAAUCCCAAGUAAUUGAUUUGUAUGGUUCCUUCAUAACCUCUAUUAUUGUCUGUAAUUACUUUGUUUACUUGUUUCUGCUGUUCCCC
Molecule: messenger RNA, 1698 nt
Organism: Symphalangus syndactylus (siamang)
Lineage: Eukaryota; Metazoa; Chordata; Mammalia; Primates; Hylobatidae
Product: collagen alpha-1(I) chain-like
Source: RefSeq, a predicted model, not a curated record